Pelagomonas calceolata is the source of this 2357-nucleotide messenger RNA. The record is from the annotation of a GenBank genome assembly. Lineage: Eukaryota; Pelagophyceae; Pelagomonadales; Pelagomonadaceae.
AUGAAAGCGACCGCGCGCUGGCCGCGCGUCGCGCGGGAAAACGCCAUCACGGCCCUGCGAUGCGCCGUCGCGAGUUGGUUCGCGCUCUGGUGGCUGAACGCCGGCAUCGGAGGGCGCCACAACGUCCCGGACAACCUACCGGUCGGCUUCCUCGCCGUGUCGAUCAUCGUUCUCAGCCGCGACGCGAACUCCCUCGGCGCAUGGUUGCUCCUCGGCGCCGUCAUGGGAAUCUCGCUGGGCAUCGCAACCCCCCUGUCCUACGGCGUCAUCAUCUUCCUGCGCGGGCAGGACCAGAUCUCCCGCAAGCACUUCGACGUGGCGCUGCCGUUGACCAUGUUCGUCUGCUCGUUCGCGCUCGGGCUCGUACCCGUGAUUCCGCGGGCCUUCGUCCCGAGCGCGGUGUUGGUCCUCUUCAUGGGCGCUUCGGGGGCGCGGCGCGGCGCCAACCAGUGCAUAAAUCAAAUUGUCGCGGCGCAUCUAAAACUCACUGGUUGAUUGCGCAGGAGCGGACCCGAUGUAUGCGUGGAAAGUCUUCGGAACGGCGUCUGUGGGAAUAGCUUUCGGUGUGGCGUCGAAGCUCGUGCCGUGGCCGUCGCUGGCGGUGUGGAAGGCGCAAGACCGCAUCGACGACCAAAACGACGCCGACGCCAAGCUCGCGCGCCUCGCGAGCGACGCCGUCGGGUUCGGCGCGACGCGCACGCAGCAGCUCGAGGCCGUCGCGACGGGCCGGCGGCUCCUGAAGACGCGCGCGGACGACAGCGCCGUCCCGUAUUGUACGCCGGCGGCGGUCGAGCUCGCCCUCGUGGGCCGCUCGGCCAAAUCAUUACGCGCGCGCGUCGGCCACCUCGAGGCCCGCGGCAAGCUGCUCCGCUCGCUCUUCGACGCGGCCGCUCGCAUGCCCCCGCGCGCCGUGGCCAAGACGGCGAGCGUCGAGACGUUGCACGGGUCCUUCCGGGAGCUGGCUGAAGCCAUCGCGGUGACGAUCGAAGGUGACGAUCCAGUCCGCCUCAAGGCGGCGCGCAAGACGGCGGAGGACGCGGUCGGCGGCGCGCGCCGCGAGAUCUCGGACGACGACUCGCACGACGUCUGGCUGCCGUUGGCGACGGCCGCGGGAGCGCUCAUGCGCGUCGCCGACCACGAGCUCGAUCCAGAAGCGGCGCCCGCGCCUCCUCCGAAGGCGUCGCCGAAGGUGUCGUGGCUCCGGCACCUCGAAUUUCCCGUCCGCGUCGCCCUCCACAUGGCCUUUGCGUCGCUCUGGGUCGCCGUGCCGUCGUGGCAGCGGCGCGCCGACGGGUAUGGUUCAUGGGUCGGGAUCAGCGUCAUGUGCGUCGUGCAGGAGUCCCUGGGCGCGACGUUUACCAAGAUGUUCCAGCGACUGUUUGGCAAUGCGUCGGCCGGCGCGGCGGCGAUGACGAUUGCGCUCGUGCUGAGCGUCGACCACCUCAUCUGGGCGGCGGCCCUCGUGAGCGCCUGGAUCUUCCUUUGUCUGGUGUGGUUCGAACCGACGAUGGCCUAUCUACAGGAGUGCGCGGCGUUCUCGGCGCCGAUGUUCUUGUUUGGAGGUUUGGUAGAUUUCGGCAUCGACGCCACGAACUUGACAUUCGUCUCGCUCCGUGUGACCAUGGUCAGCAUCGGCAUCCUGCAGUCGUUCGUCUUCGACUUCCUGUUCUUCCGGCGGUCGGCGCGGCCUGCGCUCAGGACCACGCUGGUUUCGUGGUUCGACGGCUUCGGCGCGACCGCGUCCAGCGCCGCGGACGCCGCCUCUGACGGAUCGGAGGACGCGCUCGCGGCGACGAACAAGGGCGUCGCCGGGCUCGAGGCCACGCUGGCAUCAGCCCGCGCGCGCCUCGCCGACGCGCGCCGCGAGCCGCCGUGCCAGGCGCCCUUAGACGCCGAGUCCCUGGGGCUCCUCGUCGACGCGCUGGCCGACACGACGCACUCGCUCGGCGCCCUCGCGCGGUGCCUCGCCGGCGUCGCGCGAGACGAUUCGCUGCAGCCGAUGUUCGCACGAGCGACGAAGGGCUUCGCGGACCGCGCGACCGCGGCGGCGGAAGCUAUCCAUUUCAACUCAGACGACCGGCUCUCCGCUGCACUCGCCGCGUUCGAGGACUUCCGCGCGGAACUCUCCACGAAUCUGGCAGACGCGUGGGACGCCUACUACGACGGGGCCGUGCAGAAGAGUUGUAGCGACGAAGCCGCUCUCGCGAGAAUGGGCGCGCUCGCGGCGAUCGAACACGCCUGCGUCCACCUCUCCGGGGCGGCGUCGCUCGCGGACAGCGCGGACUUUGAGUCGAAGGGAUGCGUGCGGAGCAUCUUGGACGUGUGAGUAGUCUUCCUCUUCCUAGAUAAUAUUAGGC